Molecule: messenger RNA, 977 nt
Organism: Gymnodraco acuticeps
Lineage: Eukaryota; Metazoa; Chordata; Actinopteri; Perciformes; Bathydraconidae
Gene: tmem45b
Product: transmembrane protein 45B
Exons: 6
Coding region: 135-977 (280 amino acids)
Source: RefSeq, a predicted model, not a curated record
GUGCUGACAACAGGUGCACACACUUUACACUAGAGUGAUCUCACUCUAAUCAAGCAGCUGCCACGAUUCAAAGAUUUGCAGAGCAUUUUUCUGGAAUUGUGGGCAGGAAAUAAGGCAGGAAAUAAGGCCUAACAAUGGCCAACUUUGGAGGACAUGCCAUUCCCGGCUCUUUUUUCCUGCUCCUUGGCUUCUGGCUAACGGUGAAAUACAUUCUCCAACACUACUGGAGGACAAGUCAGCCCAAAGGAAGACAGAUUAUGCCCCCUUUCUCUAAACGGAUGCACUACUUGGAGGGAGGAUGUCUAAUAUUUGGUGCAUUUGUAGGUAUUAUGGUUGAACAGUUUGUGGUGGAUGGUCCACAUGCUCAUCUCUACGACACGGCGAACCACUCAUGGGUCAAGCUGAUGAACUGGCAGCAUGGCACAAUGUAUCUGUUCUUUGGGAUCUCUGGAAUAGCAAUUGUCGCCAGCACUGCAUCCAAACUGGUGCCGGUUGGUGUUGACCGCCUUUCUCUGUCAUUGGCUCUUUUUGUUGAAGGGUUUCUGUUCUACUACCACGUGCACAUGCGUCCCCCUCUGGACGCUCACAUCCACUCCCUGCUGCUCGUUGCUGUCUUUAUUGGAUCGGCCUGCUUCAUGGUGGAGGUGUUCAUAAAAGACAACAUUGUUUUGGAGCUGUUCGGGGCAUGCAUGUUCAUCCUGCAGGGCUCAUGGUUCUACCAGAUUGGGUUUGUACUUUACCCAUUGAGGGGGCCGGUGUGGGACUUGAAGAUGCACGACAACAUCAUGUUCAUCACAAUGUGCUUCUGCUGGCAUUUAGCUGUGGCCCUUCUUUUAGUCGCUUGCACCUCUUCUUUCGUUUGGUUCACAGUGAAGCGAUUCUCAGAAAAGGGACGAGACAUUGAGAUUGGAAUGCGAAAUACGUCCUCGAAAACGAGCUCCCAGAAAGCUUUGCUUGAAGAGUCGGAUGAAGAGUGA